This is a messenger RNA of Topomyia yanbarensis, 1841 nucleotides long. Its product is annotated as probable peroxisomal acyl-coenzyme A oxidase 1. Gene Ontology annotation, molecular function: acyl-CoA oxidase activity; FAD binding; fatty acid binding. The transcript is spliced from 6 exons. Lineage: Eukaryota; Metazoa; Arthropoda; Insecta; Diptera; Culicidae. Gene Ontology annotation, biological process: fatty acid beta-oxidation using acyl-CoA oxidase; lipid homeostasis. The record is from RefSeq and is a predicted model, not a curated record. The annotation marks the transcript as partial. Gene Ontology annotation, cellular component: peroxisome.
UGCAGCUAUCAGUAGGGGACCGGUGGUUUGCACCUUCAGUUGAAUGGUGUAGGUUGUGAUAAGCGAACGUAAAAUUCAGCGGCAGAAGGCUUGAAUGAUUUGUGAUAUUGAAAGACUGAUUAUAUUUAACAGUUUGUGGAUAACUUCUUGCGCUUUGCGCUGUUAGAACAGUUUUUGUUUCAAGACGUCACAGAAAGUGCAAUUGAAUAAGUACGUACGUACGCGAUUGGUAAUUAACAAUGCCGUCUGCAGUUGUCAACAAAGAUCUUCAGCAUGAACGCAGCAAGUGUAGCUUCAACCAGGAAGAGUUCACCGUCUGGUGGGUCGGUGGUAGAGAGAAGCUGAAUGAUAAGCGAUCAUUAGAGAAUUUCUUCGCGAACCAACCAGAGUUUCAUGACGAUGUGCCGUUGCACUUCGCCUCAUACAAGGAAAAGUAUGAAGAAACCAUACGCAAAGCAACAGUAAUAUUUACUAAAGUACGCCAGUUUCUACAAAAGCAAGGAAGAUAUGAUGCUAAGAAUUAUAUUGAAUUCUGGGACUUUCUGCUCGGAACCGGCCUCAUCAAGGAGGGCAAUCCGUUUAGGCUUCAGUUUGAUAUGUUUAUCCCGGCCAUCGUCGGUCACGCCAAUGCCGAACAACAAGCCAAAUGGUUGGACAGGGCGCUCAAUUGGGAAAUUCUUGGCUCGUACGCACAGACCGAACUUGGACAUGGAACGUUUCUUCGCGGAUUGGAGACUACGGCUACCUUCGAUCAUGAAACUGAUGAGUUUGUACUGGAUAGUCCUACGUUGACCGCUUACAAGUGGUGGCCGGGUGCUUUGGGUCAUACAGUGAACUACACCGUUGUCAUGGCGCAAUUGUAUUCGAAGGGAACGUGUUACGGUGUUCAUCCAUUUAUGGUACAGCUUCGCGACGAGGAUACACAUAUGCCCCUACCUGGUGUGGAUGUUGGUGAAAUUGGAGAUAAAAUAGGUUACAAAGGGGUAAAUAAUGGAUACCUCGGUUUUAACAAAUAUCGAAUUCCUCGAAACAAUAUGUUGAUGAGGAAUGCACAGCUGUUGAGGGACGGUUCGUAUGUGAAGCCAGUUUCUUCGGUGCUGACCUAUGGUACUAUGGUUUUCGUUCGGGUGAUCAUCGUUAAAGCGAUGGCCUACGAGUUGUCUAAGACGGCCACAAUCGCGGUGAGGUAUUCUUGCGUUCGUCGACAAAGUCCUAUUAAUCCUGAUCAACCAGAAGUUCAAGUAAUAGAUCAUUUGACUCAACAAGGAAAACUACUGCCACUGGUGGCUAAGGCAAUUGCACUGAAACUGGCAGCUGACAAUCUAUGGCAAAUGUAUCAGGAGACGACUUCCGAAUUGGAUUCUGGGAAUUUAAAUCGUUUACCGGAGCUUCAUGCUAUUUCGUGUUGCUUGAAGUCGGUGUCUACCGCUGAUGCUGCCAAAGGAAUGGAGGUGUGCCGUUUGGCUUGUGGCGGCCACGGAUAUCUGUCGUGCGCGAAUUUCAUGACUUUUUAUAGUGUUGCUACGGCCGCUUCUACGUAUGAAGGAGAAAAUACGGUGAUGUUGCUGCAAACCUCAAGAUAUUUGAUCAAAUCUUGGAGCCAAGCACUCAAACGCCAGAAGCUGAGUGGAACGGUCCAGUAUUUGAGCGAAUAUAUCGGUAAAGCCACCAAACGAUUUGCCUGGAGUGAUUCUGUUGCGGUUAUUAUUCUGGCUUUCCAGUCGAUUACUGCCAAUAAGUUACGCUUGGCAUACAAUCACAUUGAAAGUCGCAAAAAGGCCGGUUACACACCGGAGGAAGCUACCAACAUGGCCGGUUUGGAACUAGCACGGGUUGCGGAA